Molecule: messenger RNA, 2274 nt
Organism: Vicia faba (fava bean)
Lineage: Eukaryota; Viridiplantae; Streptophyta; Magnoliopsida; Fabales; Fabaceae
Source: the annotation of a GenBank genome assembly
AUGGUUGAUCAAAUUGAGUCAUGUUCGCCUAAUACGUUGGUACAAUGUCGAAUAUGUCACGAUGAAGAUGAAGACUUAAACAUGGAUACACCUUGUUCUUGUUCUGGUACAUUGCAGUAUGCUCAUAGAAUAUGUGUGCAAAGAUGGUGCAAUGAGAAAGGUGAUACUACUUGUGAGAUUUGCCAACAGCAAUUUAAAGGCUACACUGCUCCUCAAGCUCCUUUGUUUCACUAUAGGGGCAACUGGGAAAUUCCAAGAGUUGGUUUCAAUAAUCAUCAGUUCAUAGCAUUGUUUCCUGCUAAUCAUGAAUUUCUAAACUUUAAUUUUGAAUAUUCAGCUCCCUCUACAAGGAGCCGCGUGUUCAUUCACAUUGUUGCCAUCAUUGUAAUCAUGUAUAAUGGUUGCAGUCUCGUGGCAUUGGCAACAGCAGCAAAAGCAAAAUUACUUCUUCGUGAGCUAAAAACCGUUAAAGCGGAUUUAGCAUUUGCUAAAGCGCGCUGUGCUCAACUUGAAGAAGAAAAUAAAUUACUCAGGGAACGAGAAGGAAGCGAUAAGGGACUUAUCCGUGAUGAUGAUGAUCUGCUUUACACAGAUCUUGGUAAUCUCAUCUAUUGGGUUGAUAUUUUUCAUAGCAUUGCGUUAUCAUCUCAAAAAGAUUCGAGAUCAAAAGAUCAUUCCGCGUUUAAGAUUAUCGCGUGCAGGUCACCCCCAAAGCUUGAAAGAUUCUCUCAUUACGUAGCUAGGCAAAUGGGGUUCAAGGAUAGGAGAAUCGGUCCUGAUAUAUGUAGAUUGGCUUCUGAAUACAUAAGCAAAUAUGAAGGGUUUGAAGAUGAUAUAUAUGCCUAUUUUGAGAAUAAACCAGAUGCUGAUUCACUUUAUGUUAAGUUGGUGGAAGAGUUUGAGAGAUGCAUUCUUAGUUACUUUGGAUUUCAUUGGAACCAUUGUGACAUAUUGAUAAGUCAGGUUUUGAGCUCGGACAUUUCUGAGCCAAAAAAGAAGCUAAAGAACAUAGUUAUGGCUGCUACUAGGGAUCAAAGGUUCGAGAGAGUUGCCAAGAGUCUGAAGGUGGCUAGUGUUUUUAAUACAUUAGUGGAAGAGAUGAAAGUGAUGGGUAUUGCAGUAAAUGAUGACUCUCAAUGUACUCACAGUGAUAGGAGCCCGGUCCUUCUUCUAAUGGGGGGAGGUAUGGGAGCUGGCAAGAGCACUGUACUCAAGGAUAUUCUCAAAGAACCUUUCUGGGCAGGAGCAUCAGGAAAUUCUGUAGUCAUUGAAGCAGAUGCCUUCAAAGAAUCAGAUGUCAUCUACAGGGAACUUCGCUCAACAGGUCAUCAUGACAUGAUUCGAACAGCCGAAUUGGCGGAAAGAAAAAAAACAGCUUUUGUAGAUGUGUCUCCAGAAGAAACUGUGCAGAAGAAUGCUUUUGAAAGAUUUAAAGAUGUUGAUGAAUCAAGUUCAUUCAAGGAAGCCCGUGCUCUAGCUGAAGCUUCUCAAAAUGGAGCUCCUUUUAACCAAGGUUUUGGCAAUUCACCCGGUUCUCUAUCUGCACGUAAGAUUGAAGAAGCUGAAGCACAGUGUGCUUUGUUGAACUCUGAAUCAUUAUGCGAUGGAUGUUUCAGUUCAGAUUCAGAUAUAUUUCUCUUUGGUGCAAGGAUAGUGUACAGGGAAAUCUGCCUUGGAGAUGGUGGAUAUGUUGUAUGUUAUGAGAUGGCAGAGAUUGAAAAUAAACUUGGAUUGGGACGGGAUUCAUUGAUUGCUCUCUCUUUGCUUCUCGGCAGUGACUAUCAUCAAGGAGUUCAUGGUUUAGGUCCGGAGUUAGCUUGUCAGAUAGUAAAAUCAAUUGGGGAGAAAGAUGUUCUAAAAAAAUUUGCUUCUGAAGGACUUGGAUGGGUGAAAAAAAGAAAAGGAGCUAAAAAUAAUAUAGGAAAGGACGAUACCAUUUUACAAGUGAUUGAUGCUUAUUUGAAGCCAAAAUGCCACUCAGCUGAUUCAGACUUUGUGCUCAAGGCUCAUUCUCAGUAUCCAUUUCAACGUACUAAGCUCCAUCAUAUAUGCGCUGUAUACUUCGAAUGGCCUUCGGAGAGAACAGAUGGAUAUAUCCUUCCAUGUAUAGCCGAAAGGGAUUUACGACGAUUUGCCAAUUUGCGAUCAACUUCGUCUGAACUUGGGUUGAACCUUCCUUUACAUGAGGGAUUGGAAUCACCCGCUGAUGGUAGACGUUCAUCUGAGUCUAGCUACCGUAUUGGAGAUAAUGGAACUUCAGGGGGGACAAAUUAG